GCGACGGUCCCCGCCAUGUCUGCAGCCAUGAGGCAGAGGUUCGACCGGUUCCUGCACGAAAAGAAUUGCAUGACCGACCUUCUGGCCAAGCUCGAGGCCAAGACCGGCGUGAACCGAAGCUACAUCGCGUUGGGUACCAUAGGACUGGUGGCCUUGUACCUGGUGUUCGGUUAUGGAGCCUCCCUCCUCUGCAACCUGAUAGGAUUUGGCUACCCAGCCUACAUCUCAAUUAAAGCUAUAGAGAGUCCCAACAAAGAAGAUGAUACCCAGUGGCUGACCUAUUGGGUAGUGUAUGGCGUGUUCAGCAUUGCCGAAUUCUUCUCUGAUAUCUUCCUGUCCUGGUUUCCCUUCUACUACAUGUUGAAGUGUGGCUUCCUGUUGUGGUGCAUGGCACGAAGCCCUUCUAAUGGAGCUGAACUGAUCUACAAGCGCAUCAUCCGCCCUGUCUUCCUAAAGCAUGAGUACCAGGUAGAUAAUGUGAUGAAAGAUCUGAAAGACAAAGCCAAAGAGACUGCAGAUACUAUCACUAAAGAAGCCAAGAAAGCCACCGUGAAUUUACUGGGCGAAGAAAAGAAGAGUACCUAAACCAGUGACCAUAUGAAACCUUUCUGCCCUAUCCACACCUUCCUGUUAGAGCUUGAUGUUGUAUUAGGGACUGUGGUAUAAUCAUUUUAAUAAUGUUACCUUGAAAACAUUUUGAUAUAUUAAAAAAAGGAAUGUGUUGU
Chrysochloris asiatica (Cape golden mole) is the source of this 725-nucleotide messenger RNA. RefSeq names its product receptor accessory protein 5 (gene REEP5). Lineage: Eukaryota; Metazoa; Chordata; Mammalia; Afrosoricida; Chrysochloridae. The transcript has 5 exons. The record is from RefSeq and is a predicted model, not a curated record. Bases 16 to 585 code for a protein of 189 amino acids.